Paramecium tetraurelia is the source of this 318-nucleotide messenger RNA. RefSeq lists its product as uncharacterized. The record is from RefSeq and is a predicted model, not a curated record. Lineage: Eukaryota; Ciliophora; Oligohymenophorea; Peniculida; Parameciidae. The transcript is spliced from 3 exons.
AUGAAUUAGCAUUUGUAGAAGUUGGAAUAGAUUCUCAUUAAAUUUAAUGACAAGCACUAACUAUUAAGAAGAGGAAUAUAUGUCGGAUUUAUUAUUAAUGCAGGCUUAUUCUACUCAUAAAUGACUAAAUUUGCCGCAUUGAAAAGAAUGCAAGAAUAUAUGGUUGAAAAAACCUAACAAUUCGAAAGCAGAUUGAGCUCUGAGCAAGAGCAAAUUAUCAAAUCUCUUAAAGAGUGAGUGUGAAUAAAAGAAACUUUAAAUCAAAAUACAAUUAAUCAUAUAAUAAAUAAAGCAAAUUCCAUCAUAUAACUUAUAUCU